This is a messenger RNA of Gallus gallus (chicken), 7890 nucleotides long. RefSeq names its product melanin-concentrating hormone receptor 1 (gene MCHR1). Gene Ontology annotation, molecular function: neuropeptide binding; melanin-concentrating hormone receptor activity. Gene Ontology annotation, biological process: neuropeptide signaling pathway. The record is from RefSeq and is a predicted model, not a curated record. NCBI's taxonomy places the organism in Eukaryota, Metazoa, Chordata, Aves, Galliformes, Phasianidae. Gene Ontology annotation, cellular component: neuron projection; membrane. Bases 6770 to 7873 code for a protein of 367 amino acids. The transcript is spliced from 2 exons.
GGGCAGGGGAAGGGCGGGGAGCUCUGAAGCUCGGCUCCUCGGUCCCGCUCUGCGCUCCCCACCCCGGCUCUGCCAGCUCGGCUGCCGAGAAGAGGCGGCUCCGAGCUCAGCGCUGUGGUUCUGAAGGCUGCUGGAUCCUUCCAAGUCGGAAGCCCGCAGCCCCUCAUCCCAGCCCCGCAUUCAUCCCGCUUUCCACUCUCUUCGCUCUUCCAAAUCGCCCCCUUUUCUCCCAGCCCUCAGCAGAAAGAGCAGAGCAGAACCGAGCGCUCCCGCACAGGCACUGUUCUCUUGAAACGAGAGCGUCUAAUAAAGCCGGACAGCUUUUGCCGCAUGAUACCACAGGAUUACCAGCAUCUGAUCAGCUUAAAAACACACAGAGGCUUUAAUUUUAUUCACUAAGUGCUUAGCCCACAGCUCAAGGGGAGGUGCAGACAUUUCUUAGGCCCAAACGCAACCCCAAAAGAGGGUUCCUUGAGCAGUCCCACUUGGGGGAGGGCAGAGGGUGAAUCCUCACCAGGAGGAGCUGAUGCUUCCAGAAACACCCUGCCUUGUAAGUUCAGGAAUAAAGAGAUCAUUAUACACAUCUAAUUAUAAAUGUCAACAUUUUACAGCUUCUGUGUUGAAGCAUGAAGCCCUAAGUAGCCCUGCUAGGAAGCACUGGGAAGUAAAAGGUCUUGUUAUUCCUUCAUUGAGUUUUGUCAGAGCUUGUAAAGCACAUUGACAUUUAUAAUAAUCCCCUAAAUUUAUGUAGCGCCUUUUGUCCUUUUAAGGAUCUUAAUUAAGCUUUGCAGCUCCCUGAGCACAGACUGAACCUGCUUUUCAAAGAGUAGCCUAGACCCUGCUUUGUAUAAAACAGGUCCCCCAUCACUGCUUUGUGCAGGAUAGGACUUCACCCCUCUGUAGCACAGUUACACCACGUGUGUUCCAUGGGUAUUCCUAGCCAAAGGUUCAGCAACACACACGUAAUUAAAGCUGUGUCAUUUAGGCUUUAAUCUCUGCAGUCAUACACACCCUUUGAGUAGGGGGUGCCACAGGGAAGUUCACCCCCGUUUCCUGGAUAUCCACAGCCUUUGAACACAAAAUCGCAUAUGGGCACACCUAACCCUGCAAUCUAAACCCCGCACUUCCGUGUUCCAGCCCUGGCAGCAGACAAGCAGAUGAGAAUUGCCUCAGCAGUCUGGAUUUCCUAUGGUGUAUCUCACAGCUUUCAUUUAACUCUUGGGGGGUUAAACAGCUCUUCAGUGAUCCACAGCACAGAGACCUCCCAAGGGCUGCAGCCCUCCCUGCCUUGCAAGGGUGACAGAGCCCUGCCAUAACACUCAUUUCUGCCUGUCCACAGACCAGAGAUGAGACGAUUGAACUGCCACUACAGAAGAAAAAAAGUCUUCCAUAAUGUGUUGCUAUUUCUCUGCCCAGGAGCGAGUUGUAUUUUAAGAGAAGCUUCUGGGUCGAGGGCAGCCCCAGGAGAGUGGCUAAGAGCCCGGCCCUGCUCUUCGACCCCGCCCCCGUUGCGGAACGCGCGCCAGCAGCACCGCGCCGCGGCCUCACGGGGCAGAUUCGCGCCCGGUGGCUGCUGCCCGGGCCGAGCUUCUUUCGGCCAGCGAGGACCCUCCUCCUCGGGGCGAUGUUGCCAUCUAGAGGCCCACGCUACAAUGAUCGUCUUGUUGCACGCUGUUGGGAAGGCUUUUUUUUUUUUUUAAUAAUUCAAGGCAGCACGUAAAAGCAGCAUUUUGAGGUAGUAACUGAGCAGGAGGAGCAUGUAUCAUGCUCCUCCGGUUGGGAUGUUUGACUUAAAAUGUCAGUGCACGAUGCUCUGCCAUCUCCCCCCAGCCCAUGGCUUCAACAGCUGAAUAGUGACUGGAGCUCAGUGGUUCUUUUCACAGAACCAGCAGCUGUUCAACUCCCUCCCCCCCCCCCCCCCCCCCCCCCCCGAGAUUUACCUUAACAUUUCCCCUUCUCCAUCACCAAAACAAAACACUGCAGAUCCUGCCAAAGAGAGAAGGGGUCCCACUGGCACAAGUGACACACUCAAAAGCAUCUGCAGCUUCAGAUGAGGCCACGAUGGACUCAGAUGUUUAAACUGAAGAUACAGAGGAUCCCACUCCCACCUCUCAUCUGCAAAAAUCCAACUUAGAAAGCAGCAGCAGCCCCACCCAUAGAGGAGCCAGCAGUAGGGCCACAGAGGCCCAGACCAGACAUCUGAAACAUUUUAAGUAUGUUUUGAACCAGCUGGACAGUGUUGUACUACUCCCACUCCCUGCUCAGCUGCAGCUCAAGGUCUUCUGUUUGCUGCAGCAGUCCCACACAGUAUCACUGUUGGCAGGCAUUGCUGCUUUCCCCAGACGAGCACAGACACUGCUGCCAGGAUACCUGGUGGAAGUGAGGCAGUAAUUGCCUUUCACAGGGCUGGUAGUGAUAGACAGUGGCAUAAACCACAGCUAGAGUCAGCAUCUACUUGGCAAACAGGACUUAGAAAGGAUUCAGGAAGUUCUUACAGCAAAGAAGCCUCUUCAUACACACAACCACAGAUAACAAGCCCUUGUUCCUCCUUCAAGUUCAGCUCUCCCUCUGUGUCACUCUGCUGGACACCAGCAUGCAUCACAUAAAAAGCAGCUCUACAGCCUUGUUCCAAAUAUGAGCUGGAAGCUACAGCCCACACCUUUCUGUGCCCACCACAGCAAUCCCUUCCCUUCCCUGGUGGGAACUCAGGCAGGAGCAGCCUUUAUAUGUGCCAGCACUCAGCUGCCACUGGCCUCACCUUUCCAUGGCACACACUGGUGCUGCUCCCGUUCCUCUCCCCUUUCUGUCCACCCACUUUCCUCCUCCUUCAAAAACUGUCCGCGCCAGCUACUACCUCUUUCUGUUUCCGUGCCUUUCCUCUUCUGUCUCCUCCUCUCAGGAAAUUAAAGAUAAUACCCCUUCCCCCCCCCCCCCCCCGCCUGAGUCCCUGUUUAACAUUCACAGCAUGCGCUUGCACUGAUUCAAAAUGGGAUUUCAACAGCUUUCUGUUGCUUUGAUGUCAGUUGGGCUUUGCACUUAAGGCAGAGGGGGAAAUAAACUCUCCAUUACCAAACCUCCUGGGUGCUGUCAUUCUGGACAUGAACAUCAGGCACAUUUACCUUCACAGAGCAGAUUCUCUUCUAGGACCAACCCCACUCUGCAGUGCCAGCCAUGUGCAGUCCCUGUGGGCAUUAUUCCCUGAAAACAGCUGAUAUCCAUUCCAACUGUUAUCAGCCAACACUGUGGAGUCUAAACAGCUCCCAUCAGGAGGGAGGUGCAAUUCAUCAUAAGAAAACACAACUUUGAUGUCAGUGAAAAUUGCAGGUUACAGCUGCCAUGCAGCAGUGUGUGCAGGCCACUGGCACCACUUCAAUAGAGAUCAGUGCUUGGGACUCCUACUGGGAAUACCUUGACUUGCUCUAGGAUGAGUGAGUGCUCUGGGAUGGCCAAGAUAAAAAAAAAUGUCCUCUGUAGCAUGUCACUUAUGCUAAGCACAGUCAUAGAAACAGGCACUCGCCUCUGCAUCUCCCUGUGGAGGGCACAGGCUUAAGGUUGUUUUAUUAUUAUUUUAUUACCCAGUACCUCCUGCUAAUCCCAGAACCAAGCAUUUGUUUGAAGUAGAUGUCUGUAACAAGCUCUUCAAGCUCACAUCAUCCCCAACAGUCUUGCUCUGCCUCCAAGACAUCAUUCCUUGAGUCCAGUGAUAUCCAAACUAGCCCAGAGCACUCUUGAGAGCUGGGCAAGAUCUCACUUCUCUCUCCCACUCUGAUUUUACAGCAGAAUUAAAGAACCUUUUACACAGGAUACUGCAUAGCCAUGACCAGGGCUGGCAUCUGAAGACAGAUCCUGCUCACACAGGACCACCUAGUCCUGGAGUCUACAGGGGAUCACAAGUGGUGUUUUCUGCCAUGUGUCAGACCUGGUGCUCCACCUCCAUUCCCAUAUGAGCUUCGCCACACAGACAAUUGAGUUUCCUCUGUGUAACACAAAGUCUGGAGACAAUUGAGUUUCCUCUGUGUAACACAAAGUCUGGAGACUGUAGAUGUUUGGGUGCACCUGGAACCUUCGCACCAGCUUCCACUAACUGUUUGGGAGAGCAGCUCUGCAACAAAUACAGUUCAGCUGUUGCUGAGAUGUGCUCCCCAGCCCUGUCCAUGGGGAGGGAGCAUGACACAUGCUUACAAAGUAGAACAGCAGCCAUCCAAACUCUCCCCACGAUCUAGCAACUGUAACCUCUGUUACCCGCACCAUGUCACCCUGCUGCAGCUCCAGCUGGAGGCUGCCUUAAGCCAGGACCUUGGGCAUUCUCCAUGAUAUGCCUCUGCUAACAGCAUAGUGUCUAAUCCAUUUUGCCUAGUGCAUGCACACAGACUUGAUUAAUGUCUGAGAUGAGCUCCAUCCAUCAUCAGGGAGUAAAGGAGAUUAGCUCCACAGCACUGCCUCACAUUGAUCCCAUUCUCCAGGCCUCUUGAUUAAUAGCAAGGCCACCUUAUCUGGCAGGCCAGGAAACAUGAAUAUCCAGGCUGACAUGAGAUGAAGGGAAGCUCAGGCACUUGGGCUGCUACUUGUCACUAGAGCCAUACUGGCAAGGCCCAGCCAGCCCUGUGACCUGUUCUCCCCGUCCCCAGUAUUCCACGUCUCUGCACCCUCUGCCCCUCCCUGCCAGCCAUCCUCUGCCUUGUGGGCAGGCAGCAGGGAGAGCAACCACCAGGUCACUGAUGCAUCACUGCAGGAAUGCAGAGUAGAAGGCUAAAGUUGGGGACUAUUUCCCCCUGCAGGCAGCAGGGCAGACAUCACUCUCGAUCAGCAGAGGGAAUUCAGAAAAGCCCAUUUGGAGGCCUGAUGUAACACAGACAAAUACCCUGCCCAGGGCUGCAGCUAACCAGCAAUGCCUGCUCAGACAGCCUCUUCCUGGGAGGAUGCUCUCCUGAAGUGGAUGCAGCCCAUUAGCAGUGCCAUCUGGACAGGCUCCAGCCCCUGCCCCUGGCUUGCUGCUGACAUUUCAUUAAUAACUUACUCCUUCCAGCUCCUGUCUCCUCAGCUUCUGCUGUGAUCAGCUGGGCUGUAGUUUUGCUGCCCUGGGUUUUUUCCAAGCAGAAAUUAUUUCUCAUUUCUUUUAACAAUCAGGACACAGAGAAAGAGACAGAGGAAGGAAUUUCCAGGAGAUGAAAGUGCAGGAUUAAGGACACUGCUUUCACUUUGUUAUCUCUCCAGAGCAGUUAAGUAUAUUCAUUUCAGGAGAAAGCUUUAACUAACUACAUUUUUCUGACAGGAAAGGAACCUGCAUCUAGAGAUAGCUCCUGUUUCUUGAGUCUACUAAAAGCUCUAGCUGCAAUUGCAUUGCAAAAUGAACAGAGAUUCAUAUGCAUGCACUCUUACACAAAACAUCUCAAAUCGCUUUACAAAGGCUCUGUCAUUCCAGUCUGGCAAAUAAGGCACAGAAUUAAAAAGCAGACAUAAGCAAGGCUACUGUACAUGCUGCCAGUAGUAAGAGGAUUUGAGUGCCCCAAACUACAAUGGCUCAAGAUAUGGGAAUGGGCCUUUGCAUGGAGGCUUAACCCAGAGCAAGAGACAGCAGAAAUAUCUCCAGUGCCUUCCAGAAGAAUUGCCUUGCUCACGCACCAGGAAAAUCAAGAGUAGAGGAGAGAAAAAGGCCUCAUGGCAAGCUGGGACAUUUAGAAAGUAUCACACUGAUGCAUCCACAUUCUCACUACCACCACAAAACCUUUCAGGAACUGAGUCAAUCAAAAAUAACAUUUUGGGUUGAUUUUUAUCCAGAUGAACUUUCUCCAAGUAUUUCAAGUAAACCAGCAAAAUGGCCUACUUCUGAUUUGUUUAAUCCUUCUGUUGAAAUCUGCGUCAUGUUUGAAAGACAGAACCACCUCAAGAAAGCAUCCUGUUCCACACAAUGGGACAUGGUACCUGACCUGCCCACUCUUGCCCCCUGUGCUCCAACCUUAUUCCUUCCUGCAGCUCAGCUUUCUGUGGAGACCUGCACACAAAAGGCCAAAAAUCCAUAAUGGUUUCCAGAGGAAGUCUUACUUCAUAUUAUCUAUAGCAGUAACUUCUGCAACAGAAAUGUCUCACAUGGCCCCUCUGAGAAUCCCAUUUGCCUUUUGUAAAGCCAUGCUAAACAGGUAGCUCAUAGCAAACCCAUGCACGUCCUUCUCCUGUCUUUACACCUAAUAAACUCCCAGCUGAUAAACAAGUACUUACUGCUGCUGCUGAAUGUAUGCCUCUGCUCUUAGCCCUGUGGUUGUUAACAUUAAGUGGCUUACAAUUAUUGUAUUCAUAAGCAGUCAUCAUUUUACUUUAUCAUUAUCUUUUUAAAAGGUUCCCACCUCUUCUACUGCUUGCAACAUGCCAGACAUGUCUGUGCUCAGCACAGAGCACAUAUAGCUGAUCUACCAAGCACAGCUGUCUGUCAGGGGGUCUGGGGAAAGUGACGAUAAGGCAUGCUGGCUGCAACUCCAUGGAGGCAGUGCCCCUCCGCUCCCUUUCUCCCAGCAUCCCCUCCCACCCGAUAGCAACAGAGGGAUGCUUUCAGCCGAAGUGGCAGCCUGAGUCAGCUGCUCCUUGAUGUCAGAACCUGCUUCGAGCUUGGCAGUGGUGGAGCCGGCAAGCAGAGCACAGCCGAGCCUCAGACUCCGCUGCUGCCUCCCACACCUUGCUCAGCCCCGGCUGAUGGACCCAACCCAUCACCGCCACGGAUCCCUGGAGGCAACUUGGCCAACUUUGAGAAGCACCCCCGCCCCCGAGGCUAAUUGCCAUGGCUCCCAUCAACUCUUUGCACAAUUUCUCCACGUCGGAGGCUCGGAACGGCUCAGUAGCAGAGAAGCCAGCACCAUACACCAAUGUGAUCAUGCCCAGUCUCUUCAGCAUCAUCUGUUUCCUGGGCGUUGUGGGGAACCUCAUUGUCAUUUACACUAUUGUCAAGAAGAAGAAGCUGAAGCGCAACCAGACCGUGCCUGACAUUUUCAUCUUCAGCCUUUCCAUCGUGGAUCUCCUCUUCCUCUUGGGCAUGCCCUUCCUCAUCCACCAGCUCCUAGGCAAUGGCUCAUGGUACUUCGGAGCUACCCUGUGCACCAUCAUCACUGCCCUGGACAACAACAGUCAGAUCACCAGCACCAACAUUCUUACAGUGAUGACUCUGGACCGUUACCUGGCAACUGUCUAUCCUCUAAAAUCCACCUAUGUCCGGACCCCAUGUGUUGCAGCUCUAGUUAUCUGUUUGGUGUGGCUUCUCUCCUUCCUGACUGUCAUUCCUGUGUGGAUGUAUGCAGGUCUUAUGCCUCUGGCAGAUGGGACUGUUCGCUGUGCUCUGUUGCUUCCCAACCCAGAGACCGAUAUCUACUGGUUCACUCUCUACCAGUUCAUGCUAGCAUUUGCCAUGCCACUGAUUGUGAUCUGUGUGGUCUACUUCAAGAUCCUGCAGCACAUAACCACCACUGUGGUCCCACUGCCCCAAAGGAGCCUCCAGGUUCGUACCAAGAAAGUCACCCGCAUGGCAGUUGCCAUCUGCUCUGCCUUUUUCAUUUGCUGGGCUCCCUUCUACAUCCUCCAGCUGGUUCACCUUGGCAUUGAUACCCCAUCCAUGGCUUUCUUUUAUGCCUACAACUUUGCCAUUAGCUUGGGCUAUGCCAACAGCUGCUUCAGCCCCUUUCUCUACAUCGCCCUCAGUGAGACCUUCAAGCGCCAAUUCUCAGUAGCCAUCCACCCCUCAAAAGUGCCAUGUCACAACAGCAGCUCUGCCAACAACAACAGCAUGACAAAUGCCAGCAUAUGCCUAAAACUGGCUUCAGAUUCCACUCAGCAGACUCCGCUUCCAGAGGACUCUUCACACUCACUGCCUGCAACUGCUGCUGUUCACUAGGUGACACUGAAGUCAUC